Pogona vitticeps (central bearded dragon) is the source of this 1907-nucleotide messenger RNA. NCBI's taxonomy places the organism in Eukaryota, Metazoa, Chordata, Lepidosauria, Squamata, Agamidae. The record is from RefSeq and is a predicted model, not a curated record.
CUUUCACCCACCCUUGGCGUCCUUCAAUCGGGGAAGGAGCAGAUUAUUUGUAACAGAUUAUUUCCCUUCCCAUUGCGGGUUCUUCUUUCUUUCUUUCUUUUUGGCUCGCCCCUCAUCCAAGCCAGAGCAGGCGUCCUUGCCCUCGCCUGCCCCACCGCUUUCAGCAAACAUCACGCUCUCCAUCAUCCCCCCCCCGGCCUCCCCAGCCCCGCACCCAGGUCCGAACACGCCUCGCAUCACGGGAUCCGAGUCACGAACUUUUGCAGGAUUAGCCCGGGCACCGCCUUAAGCGCUUUCCAGCCAAUCCAAGCGCAGAAGAGGCUGGGCCAGCUCCGGCCUGGAAAGGCUAAGAAGCGGAGCCCCUGGCCCGAAACGAACCACAGGGAGCCCGGAGAGAGACACUCGAGACGGGGACGCAUAGCUGAAGAUCUUCCUUUUGUCACAGGUUUCAUAAUGAAGUUCUAUCUGUGCAUAUUGGCCCUCAGUUUGGACGCAUGCUUUGCUGCUCCUAACCUAGACCCAGCUCUGGAUACACACUGGAACUCAUGGAAAACCUGGCAUGGCAAGAAGUACCAUGAGAAAGAGGAAGGCUGGAGGAGAAUGAUUUGGGAGAAGAACCUGAAGAUGAUUGAGUUGCACAACCUGGACCACAGCUUGGGCAAGCACAGCUACAGACUAGGAAUGAAUCAUUUUGGAGACAUGACUAAUGAGGAGUUUAGGCAAAUAAUGAAUGGAUUGAAGUACUCCAAAACAGAAAGGAAAUACAGAGGAUCAGAGUUCCUUGAGCCAAACUUCUUGGAAGUUCCAAAAUCCAUUGACUGGAGAGAGAAGGGAUAUGUAACUCCAGUGAAGGAUCAGGGUCAGUGUGGCUCUUGCUGGGCAUUCAGUACAACGGGCUCCCUUGAGGGACAGCACUUCCGCAAAACUGGCAAGCUGGUGUCCUUGAGUGAGCAGAAUCUGGUGGAUUGUUCUCGGCCUGAAGGAAACCAGGGCUGCAACGGUGGCCUCAUGGACCAGGCUUUCCAGUACAUAAAGAUCAACGGUGGCAUUGAUUCAGAGGAUUCCUACCCGUACGUUGCUAAGGAUGAUGAAGACUGCAUGUACAAGUCCGAAUAUAAUGCUGCUAAUGACACUGGGUUUGUGGACAUCCCAGAAGGGCAUGAAAGGGCACUCAUGAAAGCAGUGGCUGCCGUUGGGCCAGUCUCUGUGGCUAUUGAUGCCGGUCACUCCAGCUUCCAGUUUUAUGAAUCGGGUAUUUAUUAUGAACCAGACUGCAGUAGUGAAGAACUGGAUCAUGGUGUUCUUGUUGUGGGUUAUGGUUUUAAAGGUUCAGAGGAAGAUAGCAAGAAGAAGUACUGGAUUGUCAAAAACAGCUGGAGUGAGAAGUGGGGUGACAAAGGCUAUAUUCUUAUGGCCAAAGACCGAAAUAACCAUUGCGGUAUAGCUACAGCAGCUAGCUAUCCUCUAGUAUAAUUUUAUAGGUAAAGGAGUGGCUAGUACAGCCACAACAGUCUUAAGUUUGAGAUGAACCAUUGGAAUAAACUCCAGCUUGUUGGUCUCACCACAUACCUUAUGAGGCCAUCGAGGUAUUUCUGCACCAGAAAGGACUUCAAACUGGUUACUUGCACAUGUUACUAAUACAUGCAGUGGUUGCAUUGGUUUCUUCCAAGCUCUGAGUUGUGAUUUUGUUGUCAGGUUUUUUUUUUAACCUUGAGCCUCUUUGAUGUUUACUUGAUGGGAAUAUGUGAUACUUUUUUUUAAACUUAAUGUAAAUGUCAUUUAUGUACACAAGUUUGUGAUAUGGAUAGCUUGUGCACUGGCUAAAUCAUAGGUUCUUUUUUUAAUUUUUUUUUAAGCAGCAAGUUGCCCAAAGUUACAACUUUUAAAAUAAACACUGAACAUUUCAA